This is a messenger RNA of Gadus morhua (Atlantic cod), 4082 nucleotides long. It is a transcript of the gene dnajc18, whose product is annotated as DnaJ (Hsp40) homolog, subfamily C, member 18. Gene Ontology annotation, cellular component: endoplasmic reticulum membrane. Gene Ontology annotation, molecular function: Hsp70 protein binding. Gene Ontology annotation, biological process: cellular response to misfolded protein. The record is from RefSeq and is a predicted model, not a curated record. Lineage: Eukaryota; Metazoa; Chordata; Actinopteri; Gadiformes; Gadidae. Bases 420 to 1619 code for a protein of 399 amino acids. The transcript is spliced from 8 exons.
UCUGGCCGUUCUUCCAGCUGAUAGCUCGGCUGCUCACCAUGGUAGCCCACCUCAAGAUACCAUAACACAGUGGAAAGACCCUUAGCGAUUAUCGCAUUAGCUUGCCUUUAUUUAUUUCUGUGUUUGCGGCUAAAAAUGACACAUCUCGUCCCGAGUACAGCGGACGUCACUACAGGCUGACCCGAUAAAGCGAGACGUUUUUUGGUGUGGAAUUGCGGGCUAUAUAACGUAUUGGCAGGGUCUAGUAUAGCAAAGCCACUGCUGUCCUUCUGCCGUCUACUUGCUCUCAGAUGAAGCUAACGGGCUAGCCUUGCUACGGAGCGCCGUCUUGACACAUGAUACGGACGCCCUUUGCGGAGGCACCCCGUUACUCGCAAGGCGAGACAUUGGAUCAGCAGAAAUAACCCUCCUAUUAAACUAUGAUCAUCGACAAACAAGAGGCCGACCGGCUGAUCGAGAAGGCGAAGCUGUGCCUGCGGUCCGGACGCAAAGAGAAGGCUCUCCAGCUGCUCUACGAAGCCCAGAAGAUCUACCCCAGCACCAGGGCCAGAGUGCUAAUUGAUGCCAUCUUGAGGAACGGCUUCACUGGAUCUCCUCCAGAAGACCAGGUUCCUCCCCCGUCCGGCUGGCGGGACCAGGACUUUGGGACUAGAGAUGGAGAGGGAGGAGGAGGAGGUGGAGGAGGAGUAAGCGGGGACGAGAAGAAGAGUUACACCGAGGAGCAGCGCCAAGGUGUUCACAGGAUAAAGAAUUGUAGGGACUUCUAUGAGAUCCUGGGCAUUGCCAAGACUGCCAGUGAUGAAGACCUGAAGAAGGCCUACAGGAAGCUGGCACUGAAGUUUCACCCGGACAAGAACUGUGCCCCCGGAGCCACAGACGCAUUCAAAGCAAUCGGGAACGCGUACGCCGUUCUGAGUAACCCGGAGAAGCGGCAGCAGUACAACCAGUACGGCGAGCAGCCCCACCCGGGCGCCAGCCCCCCGACGCAGACCGCCCAGGCCCGCAACGCCCGCUACCGCAGCUUCAACCGGGACUUUGAGGCCGACAUCAGCCCCGAGGAGCUCUUCAACAUCUUCUUCGGUGGGAGGUUCCCUACAGGAAACAUCCAUGUCUACACCAAUCAGGGUGCUUCCUACUCCCAGUUCUACCAGCCGCGCCGUCGGCGGGCCUUCGAAAGGCGGGAAGAGGAGCCGGAUGCGAACGCCAGCCAGAACACGUUCACAGCGUUCCUGCAGCUGCUCCCAGUGUUGGUGUUGAUCCUCAUCUCCGUGUUCACCCAGAUGAUGGCCACGAACCCCCCUUACAGCCUCUUCUACAAGCCGGCGAUGGGCCUGGUGGUGUCAAGGGAGACCCAGCACAUGGGCGUGCCAUACUACGUUGACAAGAGCUUUGAGAAGGAGUACCGGGGAGAGUCCCUGGACGAGCUGGAGAAGACCAUCGAGAGCGACUACAUCGACCACCUGCAGACCAGCUGCUGGAAAGAGAAGCAGCAGAAGUCAGACCUGGCCAACCUGGGCCAGCUGUACAGAGACGACCGGCUCAAGCAGAAAGCGGAGUCCAUGCGCCUGGACAACUGUGAGAAGCUCAACCGCUUCAUCGGACGGCAGAGGGGCGAUUAAAGUCGGUGGAACAAGAAAAAAAACAAGAACAAGGACGGCUUCAUUUGUCAGGUUCGUCUUGGGAGUAGGAAAGUCUUUUUUUUUUGUUUUAUUUAAAGAAUCAAAAGGACUGGAGAAGAAAGUCGGAUUUACGAGAAAUGAUACGGAUGAAUGAUGGAUUUUUGAGAAAGCGUUUUUGGUUUGGUCGGCCAUGUUGGCAGACAGCUGGUGUUUUCCUUUUCCAGUUUGAGGGAAGAGAAGUGUCUGGCAGCCUUGGGGGGAUUUGAAGGGGAGGAAAAAGGGGGAAACACUCGCUGGUGGCAACAGCGGUACACUGUAGGCUUUGUACUUUCUUAUAUUAAGGAUCUCUUAGGGGCUGAAAUGUCCGGAAUGUUCUGGGGCUUUUUUCCACACGAUCAUGUCCGUGUCCCUUAACGGUAGUUCUUCUAACCAACUGACAUAAUAUCCAGAUUUAUUUAUUUAUUUAACUUAUUUUAUUGUAGUCCUGUGAUUGAGCUAAUUUAAAAGAAGUAGUGUUUCAUAUAUAUCGUGUAUGAAGUAACAUAAAAUUGCCACUACUGUGACUGUUGAUUCUGUACUAUACCAAUGCAGAACUUGUACUUGUUAACAUGAAAUUAGCUUGACAAGUAUAAAUAAUUUCCCCUGGUUUCUUUCAUGUAUUAGGACCGUGUAGUUGAAAAGGUAGCGAACAUAGCAUAAUUUAAACAAACACAUUAUAUCAUGUGUUUGUUUAUUUUUACGCUAACAUAUUAAUAUAUUGUUCUUGGUUAAAAGGCUUGCACCUUCCAAAAAAAAAUACUAAUGUAUAAGCUGUUGUUUUGUCACCCCAUGAUACAUUAUAUGUCAUCCUUAAUAUGUUCACUUUUUGUUAAGAUUUAACCAUUCAACGUUCUACUGUAAAGGGUUAGCCAAAAUUAUACGUUUUCUCAUGUUUCGCUAAUGGUAUAAAUGUAACGAUUCUUAAAAGAUGUCUACUGUAGCUUGGUUGUCACAAGCAGGUACUAAAUUUUGUCCCAUCUCACUGUUUAAUUUGGGAGAUCUGACUUUCCGGAAACUCCUGAUAGUCAUGCAUGUUCACACUUCAACAAGGAUAGAAAAAUUCUUUCUCUGAAAAAAUGACUGGAAUGCGGCACCAAGUUCAACAACAACACAGGAAUAUUCCACGAUCGAUCUGCGUUUCUACAUACAAGAAAGAUAUUUUCCUUUGAGUAGGAAUCCUCAAAGACUUUUCUAUAGCCUCUCCACUAGCCUCUUAACCUGGACAACCUGUACAGUGGCAUGACCUCCACAUGACCCGGACUGUUCCCUGUGCUUCCACCCCAUCCUGACGUUCUGCAAACAUGUCUUAAUUUAAAAAACGUAACCUCAUAUUCAACUAGACUCUCUGACGUUCUGUCACACAUGUCAUUAUGAUGCAGUCAGGCUGUUUCUUGACCAGGUUCAUCUCGAUGCACCCGAAUGUCCUUUCACCCUACCUUUGCUCUACCCUAGUGAACUCCCCCCCACAUACACACACACACACACGCACGCACGCACGCACGCACGCACGCACGCACGCACGCACGCACGCACGCACGCACGCACGCACGCACACACACACACACACACACACACACACACACACACACACACACACACACACACACACACACACACACAUUUCCUGUAACCCAGUGAGUGCGUGACCGUUCACGCUCUUCCUCCUUAAGGUUUCACCCCCUCUGCUGCAUGCCCCCCAGUAGGCAGGCCCCAGCGAUGUCUUUCAUUAAUAUACUCUUUACCUGAACAACCUGUUCCCUUCUGACCCUCGCUGUUUCACACAUUCAAAUAACCUGGACAGUAUUUGUGUGACAUAUACACAUUGCUUUAAGGCAGAAUGAUCAGCAACCAAAACUAAAAUUUCAUUUUUCACAUGCAUUAGCAAAUUAUUAUUAUUAGUUCACUUUUUAGAAAGAUAAUUACGAUACUGAAGAAUUCGUUUUUUAAAAUGAAGUAUAUCAAACAAUAUUUCAAAUGAAAAUUGUGUUUAAAUUGAUUUCGGCCUGUCUAUCAAAUAGAUUUAAUGAAUGGAAUUCUAGCCUUUUGGCUGCUUAUUAUUGAUCCAGCCAGUGGUUUGAAAGGAAACAGCUGUAUACAGGUAUGUAUACAGCUACAGGUGUGUGUACAGGUGUAUACAAGUACAGGUGUACACAGGUGUGUAUGCAAGUGUUAGUACAGGUGUGUAUACAGGGAUGUAUACUGGUGUGUGUAUAGGUACAGGUGUGUGUACAGGUUUAUACAGGUAAAGGUGUGUAUACAGGUGUAUAUACAGGUAUAGGUGUGUGUAUACAGGUUUAGGUCUAUGUACAGCUGUAUACAGGUAAGGGUGUGUGUGCAGGUGAAUCGUGCUGACACCUGUUGGUAUGUGUUGUUUGUAUGAAGCACAAUAUCAGGCUGGUUUAUUAAAUUCUUCUUUGACAGUUA